Haliotis rufescens (red abalone) is the source of this 1416-nucleotide messenger RNA. RefSeq lists its product as uncharacterized. NCBI's taxonomy places the organism in Eukaryota, Metazoa, Mollusca, Gastropoda, Lepetellida, Haliotidae. The coding region runs from base 107 to 715 and encodes 202 amino acids. The record is from RefSeq and is a predicted model, not a curated record. The transcript is spliced from 6 exons.
UCACGUGACAUGCUGUGUGAAAGGCGCGGUGUACAACAGAGAAGGCCUGGCGUUUCUUGACGUUGUCACAUUAUUCAGGAUAGCAUAGGCACGCAGUGUCACCAUCAUGUCGACUGGAGUGAGGAUAGCACAUUGGGUCGUCUCGGGACUUGCAAUAGUAUCGGGUAUUGCCUUGGCUCUCAUUAUCUACUUCUUCAAUGACAUGAUCGAACGGGCGAACUAUCAGGCCCGUGAACACGAUGUCACACCGUACAGCUUCAAUGGGUAUGCUGGGUAUGCUGACGACCCUGUCUACAUCCUAGGCGUGGUGUACCUUAUUUCCGGUGUGAUUGGUGUCAUAGCAGCAUGUAUAAAUGCGAAGACGUUUUUCAUGGUUGAAAUGAUGGUAGGCAUCAUCACGCUGCUCGUCAUGGGGGGUAUAUUCAUCGCCAGUAUGAUCGUCGCCAAAGCAUUCAGACCAAUAAACAUGAGUUUCUGUCAAAGCUUUGGGCGCUCAUGUGUAUGCAGCCAAGUUAUUCCUAACAACUGGCAUUAUCCUUGCGAGGACUUGAACGUGUUGUACGACAUGGCUGUCAGCAUUGAGGCUAUGAUUGUUCUUGGAUGGGUCUGUACCUUCGUGGCCACCAUCAUCAGCGGGAGGGAGGCCUUUGGGAAAAAGGAUGCCGGGGAUUCUUCAGAUAUGCAGAUGACAAGGAGUAGGUCGAAUCAAAUAUGAUAUGCCUCACCUUGAGAAAUGUCAUACAGUUGGAGUGCCAUCUUCCGAACAGUCGUAUAGAUGGAGCAUCACCUUGACAACACCCAUGCAGUUGGAUAUCUACGGGUCUCGUGUGGUCAAAAGAAAAUUUCCAGCGAAUGUUCACGGUUUGAACACAAACUGACUGAGACAACCUGAAACAUUGCCCAUGAUAUGUUCUGACAACCUACUGUUGUUACACGGGACUUGAAUGUCAGACACUUAGACGUACAUAAUAUAUAUAUUUCUAAGAUGCUUUGCUAAAAGAUCAAAGGCACCGUUUGUACGUUAUCCUGCGAUAUAGUACCCUUUUUAGUUAUAUAUACGUUCAUUUAACUUUUUUUUCUUCUUUUCUACUUUUAUAAUAUUUACUAGGGAUCGCUACCACUACAGUAGAACCAAACCAUAUUUUUUAUGAUGAGCAGUAUAUGGAACAACUGAGGCUAGAGCCUGUGUAUGUGAUUGACUGGAUGGAGUCAAACUGUGUUCAUCUCCAUUUAACCACUACAACAAGUGGGGCAGUAGAGUAGCCUAGAGGCUGGUCACGCCCCGCACACGGGUUUGAUUCCCCCAUGGGUAGACUCGGUACCAAUAAUGGAGUCCGUGAUAUUGCUGGACUAUUGCUUAAAGCAUCCAACAACCCAGCUCACAAACACUCAUACCACAAUGGUUAUUUAGUGGGG